Messenger RNA from Penicillium alfredii, 1008 nucleotides. RefSeq names its product zinc-dependent alcohol dehydrogenase family protein. NCBI's taxonomy places the organism in Eukaryota, Fungi, Ascomycota, Eurotiomycetes, Eurotiales, Aspergillaceae. Gene Ontology annotation, molecular function: zinc ion binding; oxidoreductase activity. The transcript has 7 exons. The record is from RefSeq and is a predicted model, not a curated record. Bases 1 to 1008 code for a protein of 335 amino acids.
AUGGCGGCCUACAUCCCCAAGACCAUGCGGGCUCUCCAAUACUCAAAGCCCAAGGAGUACGGGCUUGUCGAGGUUCCCGUACCCGAGCUGCGGGACGAGGACAUCCUGAUCAAAGUCAAGGCCUGCGGUGUCUGUGGAACAGACCUGCACAUUCAUGAUGGCGAGUUCAUUGCGAAGUUCCCCCUGAUCCCCGGCCACGAGACCGUCGGCGUGGUAGCCGCCGUAGGCUCCAAGGUCCAGAACUUCCACAUCGGCGAGCGAGUCGUCGCUGACAACUCGGAGCUGUGCGGGACAUGUUUCUACUGCCGUCGGGGUGAUCUGCUGUUUUGCGAGGACUUCAAUGCCCACGGCGUCACCAUGAACGGUGGUUUCGCCGAAUACUGCGCCUAUCCUGCUGGCAAGGUGUUCAAGAUCAAGAACCUGUCAGACGUCGACGCAACGCUGCUGGAACCCGCCUCGUGCGCAGCCCACGGCCUGGACAAGAUCGCCCCGAAGAUGGGCUCGUCGGUGCUCGUGUUCGGCGCCGGUCCUACGGGUCUGGUGCUGGCCCAGAUGCUCCGCCAGAACGGCGGCUGCCGAGUCGUGUCACUAGGAGCCGGCGACGAGUACAUCGAGCUAUCACGACAGGCGCCCGAAGCCCAGUAUGCCAAGCUCAAGGCGGAUAACCCGUAUGGCUUCGAUAUUGUCGUCGAGGCGACCGGCAGCCCGAAGAUCCUUGAGGACUCGAUCAACUAUGUGCGCCGGGGUGGCAAGCUGGUUGUUUAUGGCGUGUACUCCAGCGAGGCACGUGUUGCGUGGCCUCCUUCCAAGAUCUUCGGCGACGAGAUCACCAUCCUCGGCAGUUUCUCCGAGACGUACAAGUUCCCUGCUGCCAUUGACUACCUGGACUCCGGCAAGGUCAAAGUAGCUGGAAUCGUGAACAAGGUGUUCAAGAUCGAGCAGUGGGAGGAGUGCUUGGAGUCGAUGCGCAACAAGAGCGCGAUCAAGGCUGCUAUCACCUUUGAUUAG